CUGAUCUGGUUUGUUUGCCACAGUCAAAGUUAUUCUUUGAAGUACAUUUGACUAUUUCUUCACUUCUUAUUCCAGAGAAAUGUUCAGUAAUAAAUAACUGAGCUUGGUCCCUGACUCUUCACUCUUUGGGUGAUUUUGAUUCCUGACAACAUGGGGAUGAGGUGUCUUGAAUUAGUUCUUCUGCUUUGGGUUCCUGGACUGCUGCAAGCUCAAGGUCCACAGCCUUGCAGCACUCCGAGCCUGGAUGCAGGUUUUCUUCUCCCGGUGCAGGAAUCAUAUCCUCAUGGAACAAAGAUCAGUUAUUCCUGCAAUGAUGGAUACAAAGCAGAAGGAAGAGGCUGGUGGGGAACAAGCACAUGUUUCAAUGGUUUAUGGUUUGGUAUCCCAGUCUGUAUUAUAUAUCCUCCUACCUGCCACGAGCCUCCAAGAAUAUCCAAUGCCGCCAUAAUUAAUCAGGAUUUUCAGGACGUAUUUACUCAAGACACAGAAGUGGUGUAUCAGUGUAAGGAUGGAUAUACAACAAAGGAAGGAGCCACCAAGAAAUCUGUCUUCUGUAGAGCUGGAGUUUGGACAGACGUCCCAACAUGUGUUCCUGCCGCUUCAGCCUGUGUGUUGGAUCUGCAAAGACUGGAUAUUGGCGCAACUUCACAGAUCAGCAUAAAGGAUGGAGAGACAAAGGAGAUUGAUUGUACACUGUGGCAGGAUUACUCGAUGUUUGCUAGGUGCUCUAAUGGAAGAAUAGAAGCAACCAAGUGUUGCCACAUCACCUCCAUUAAGCGAAAUCAUUGCAGAUUUUCCGAAGCGCUGUAACAUUUCCUGGCUUUGGAUUCAUGCACCGCAAGCAGAGAAUGAAGUGACAUCAGAGAUAUUUCUGACAGAAACACCUGGAAGGAAACUUUUUCUUUUUUUAGUUAAAUUCUGUUGAUUGUUGGUUGACAGUAAAUAUAAAAUGCUUGACUUUGUCUAAAAUAAAAUAUUUCGACAGGA
Xiphophorus maculatus (southern platyfish) is the source of this 987-nucleotide messenger RNA. Its product is annotated as complement factor H-like. The transcript is spliced from 6 exons. The record is from RefSeq and is a predicted model, not a curated record. Lineage: Eukaryota; Metazoa; Chordata; Actinopteri; Cyprinodontiformes; Poeciliidae. Bases 151 to 810 code for a protein of 219 amino acids.